This is a messenger RNA of Manis javanica (Malayan pangolin), 990 nucleotides long. The record is from RefSeq and is a predicted model, not a curated record. NCBI's taxonomy places the organism in Eukaryota, Metazoa, Chordata, Mammalia, Pholidota, Manidae.
AUGAAGCCCACAAAUCACACAGAUGUCUCAGAAUUCGUCCUCCUGGGAUUGACAGAGGAUCCAGAACUGCAGCCCAUCCUCUUUGGGCUCUUUCUGUCCAUGUACCUGGUCAGCAUUCUGGGGAACCUGCUCAUCAUCCUGGCUGUCAGCUCUGACCCCCACCUCCACACCCCCAUGUACUUCUUCCUCUCCAACUUAUCCUUUACUGACAUCUGUUUAAGCACAACCACAGUCCCCAAAAUGCUGGUGAACAUCCAAGCACAGACACAGAGUCAGUACAUCAGUUACACAGGCUGCAUCCUCCAGAUCUGCUUUGUCGUGGAUUUUAUUGGUUUUGAAAGUUGUCUCCUUGCAGCAAUGGCCUAUGAUCGCUACGUGGCCAUCUGUCACCCCCUUAGGUACACAGUCAUUAUGAACCCCCAACUCUGUGUUCUGCUCAUUCUUCUAUCUCUACUCCUUAGCACUGGGAAUGCCCUGCUCCACAGUCUGAUGGUGCUGAGGCUGUCCUUCUGUGGGGACCUGGAAGUCCACCAGUUCUUCUGUGAACUUGCUCAGGUCUUCAAGCUGGCCUGCUCUGAUACCCUCAUUAAUAACAUCCUUUUAUAUUUUGUGUCUGGCCUAUUUGGGGGUAUUGCUUUAUUUUGGGUAAUUUUCUCUUAUACUCAAAUUCUCUCUUCCAUUUUGAGAAUGCCCUCAGUGGAGGGUAAACAUAAAGCUUUUUCCACCUGUGGGUCUCACCUGUCUGUUGUUUCCUUGUUCUAUGGGACAUCUUUUGGAGUUUACAUUAGCUCUGCAGUUACUGACUCUCCCAAGAAGGCUGCAGUGGCUUCAGUUAUGUAUAUCAUAGUUCCACAAUUGUUGAACCCCUUCAUCUACAGCCUGAGGAACAGGGACAUGAAUAGGGCCUUGAGGAAAAUAAUCAGUAGGAUACUUCUGUCUUUAAUGGUGUCACCUGCUUUGAACUUGUUUUCAUUGAAUGAGUCAAAGUGA